Rhipicephalus sanguineus (brown dog tick) is the source of this 456-nucleotide messenger RNA. RefSeq lists its product as uncharacterized. The transcript is spliced from 2 exons. The record is from RefSeq and is a predicted model, not a curated record. NCBI's taxonomy places the organism in Eukaryota, Metazoa, Arthropoda, Arachnida, Ixodida, Ixodidae. Bases 1 to 456 code for a protein of 151 amino acids.
AUGCACGAGCUCGUGGCAGCCCUUGAUGGAUGCAAGCGACGCAGCGCCCCAGAAGCAGAUGGAAUCACCUUCCAGAUGCACCGCAACCUGGAGGAAGGAGGCCGUCAACGUCUCCUGGGGCUCUACAACGACAUCUGGAACACCGGGGAGCUCCCGGAGUCCUGGCGAACUGCGGUGGUGAAGCCCCGGAAGAAGGCCACAGCACUCCUCAUACAGGCCAAUAUCGCUCACCUCCGCAGCGUGCAAGACGUCGUCGCCACCCUGGAGGAUGCCAAGAGCUGCGGGGACGUUGCCAUGCUGCUGCUGCUGGGCGUGGAGAGCGCUUUCGACGGCCUCUCGCACGUGGUCGUCGAGGCGGCCAUGGACCGGCUUGGUAUCAGCGGGUGCCUCCGAGGAAUCGUGUCCGCCUUCCUGUCCGGGAGGACCUUCUGCGUCCGUGUUGGAGGGAUGACCUAG